Molecule: messenger RNA, 5391 nt
Organism: Penicillium maclennaniae
Lineage: Eukaryota; Fungi; Ascomycota; Eurotiomycetes; Eurotiales; Aspergillaceae
Product: putative Rho guanyl nucleotide exchange factor
Exons: 2
Coding region: 1-5391 (1796 amino acids)
Molecular function (GO): guanyl-nucleotide exchange factor activity
Source: RefSeq, a predicted model, not a curated record
AUGGCGCACCCAAAUGGCCAACAGGCGUAUUAUGGCCAGACCAGCAACCCUCCGAGCUCCCAGCCAGCUUCCAGUCGCUAUGAAAGCUACACGCCUCAGCACAACCCCACUCCAACCCAGCAUCUGCCGAGACGAAUGCCUAGUUACGACGCUGGAGACGACUCGACGCUCUUCAACGCUGCUCGGAUCUACAAUUCAAGAGCGACCGAUGCAAACGCGCGUUUGCCGACAAGUGGCGCUGGAUAUACUGGCAAUGUUGUACAAGGUGCAUACGGUGCCGCUCACGGGGGAUAUGAUGACGGUGGAGAUGCUGGAUUUUCACACGGUGCUGAAACGCCGGCGAUGUCGCCCACUCGUGCUGCGUCGCACAGCGCAGGAUCGGCCACUUACCACUACCAGUACCCGCCAACGACCUCGGCCCAACGUGCGUACAACCCGCAACAAUACGGCCUGCCGCAAUCGCAGACCCAACCGAACCUGGGUUAUAAUCCCUUGAAUUAUAACGCUUCGCACGCCAAUCCCGCUCCGAGCCAUCAACCCUAUAACCCGGCAGCUUAUCAGCCUGCUGCAGUCGCGAGUGUGGCGUCUCCCACCCUGCCACGGCGACCAAGCGACGCAUCGCCGUACGGUCAAGCACCCCUGACCUCAUCUUACGGAUUUUCAUCACAACAACCACCAGUUCCGCCCCCUCGCGCACCCGAUCAUCCCUAUGGAGGGCGUUCGUAUGGAUCAUCGCCUACUAAUUUGAGCCAGCGGACAGGGAGCACCGCCUCCACUGCGUAUCGGCCGACUCUUUCUCCAUCAACAGCUGGAUAUGUAACCUCGAAUUCACCUUCUGGUGCCUACAUGCCUCAAUCUGCCACCGGUCCCUACUUCCCCAUAUCUCCCGGGUUCGGGACGGACUCGCCAUACCCCUCUGCCACGAUCCCGCCCAUAACCCCAGACUUUGAGGAUCGACCGCCAGCGCCGCCCGUACAUCAGCCGCAAGGCAAUGGACUUUAUGGAAAGCGAUCAAGUAUGUCUCACUCGUCUUCAGCGCGGUCUCUUCCCACACCACCCGUACAGCAAGACAUUUCAAUUCUACCAUCGCCGAGACGAACCGACACCCUGAAUCGACACCCGCAGGCUCGGCCCUUACCUGGACCACCUGUUGACGAUAUGCCGGACAUGAAUGGACCGUCUCCAUCGCCCGGCCUCACUGGUACUUAUGAAAAUGAUGAAUUGAUCAAAGAAAUUGAAUCUGCGGUGAUGGAUACUCAGGCUACUUUUACGACAAGACGCCAUAGUUCUAGAGCAUCUCAUGCUAGCUCGGCGUCGCGAUUAAGACUUUCACCAGACGAACAACAUACCCACACCAAUGGCAACAUGUCGACUGGAACUGGUCAAUAUGUCAACUACGAUGCUUAUAGUGAUGACAGCGAGGCGGAAGCUGAAGCCGGGCUAGCUAUGUUGCGCAUGGCGGAAGAGGAGGAGAGAGCUCGACUUGACCGAGAGAUUCUUCAUCAGCAUGGCCGUCCUCGGCGUGAGACGAACGCUUCAGUUCUCAGCACUCGCUCCUACGGCUCUCGUGUGUCGCCUAGAGGCCCUUCGCCUAAUUCAGAUAUUCAAGAGGAUAGCGAAUUCGUGGGACACGAUCUGGCUCUUUACGAAGGAGGUUAUCACGGUAAUCUUCAUUAUGGUGAACAGGGGCAUUAUGAUGAAUACUCGGAUCAAGCCGCAGGAGGCAUUUCGAGAACGCAUGGCUCAUUCAGAAGUUCCGAUGUUUCCCCUGAUGAACGAGGUGAAUAUGCCGACGAUUACGAACACCCCGCUAUCGCAUACGAAUAUGCCAACCGCUUCCAUCAUUUGCCAAUUGACGCGCGGGUGGAUGCUAGUGGCACCGGUGGGCUCGCAGCACCAGGAAAUUUUGACCGUCGAAUGAGCUUUGAUUAUGGUGAGGAUGGAGAUAGUCCUUAUGAACAGCCACUGGAUGGAGAUAGAUCCGACGAUGAGAGCCCACACCGAGCUGCGCACGAAGAUCUUUUUUUCCAUCCGGGCAUGCGCCCAUUGCCACCAGCUCCCGUUGAGCCCGCGAACCAAGAGCUCUUCUCGCAUUUAAUGCCCGCCGGAACGUAUAGGCCCCUUGAGCAGGAGGACUUCCAGGUCCAGGAUCAGUAUAGACAACCCUCCAUACCUGUAUCCGCGGACGCGUAUGGAGACACACUACUCAGCCCCUCUCAAGUCCCGCGGUCAUCUUCGUUGUCGACGCCUAUGGGACUUCGUACUGAUCCGCCCAUCAGAUCCAAGACCGAAGCGGACCGCCUCCGGAAGAAGCAGGAACAGGAAGACCUGUGGCGGCUUCGGCAGAAGGAACUUCCCAAGAUUGUUUCGACCGAAGCGGCCGCUUCGAUGGCUCUGGAUCUACCCUCGAUUCCUGCAGGACGCCGCAAGAAAUUCAAUCCUACAAAGCUGUCAUCGGAGCAGUUCAAGAAGUGUACUGAACCAUGGGCUCUUAGCUCUAUUCUAGCUUGGAUUUGGGACUUGAGCGAGGAUGAGACCGAUCUCAGGGUUUCGGCUAUUGUUGAUGCGAUUGUGGCAUUGUUUACUCACAAAGUUCCAACUAUGAACACUACUGAGGCCGAGACCCUCGCUGCGCGUGUUGUCAAUAGCAUGCUUCAGGAGGAAGCACUUGUCACGGAGGAAGAAUGGGUCAGAUUCGGCAGCGGAAACCUCUCAGGUGUCUUGUUCCAAAUCACUGGUACUGGCUGUUACUCGUCCCACCUUCAUGAAGACGAGCUGCAUAUUGAGGGAACCGAUUCCUUUGGGCGCUGCUAUUCUCAUCAUUGCAUGAGAACUUUAAAGAAGGUCAAUCUGAAGGCGCAGACGAUGGCCCCGCAGAAAAAAAUGGAAGACUGGGUAACUUUCUACAAUGUGCCCAAGGAAGUGUGGGAGUCACAUCCCAAGAAAGAGGUGGAUCGGCAGAACAAUUUGCAUGAGAUUGUAACUACUGAGGAUGCCUACAUUGCGCAGUUGGACGUCUUGCGUGAACUCUAUCGUGACCGGCUCUCUGGGAUGAAUCCUCCUAUCAUUCCAGUCAAACGACUGUCCAAGUUCCUGGCCGAUGUCUUUGGAAAAGUUGACACAGUGAAAAGGGCCAACGAGGAUUUCCUGUUGGCGCAACUCAAAUACCGCCAGAAGGAACAAGGUCCGUUUAUUGCUGGCUUCAGUGACAUCUUCCGAGAGUGGAUCCGCAAAGCCAAGAGUGUCUACAUUGAUUAUGCUGCGCAUUUUCCGGCUGCGAACUAUUAUGUUCGGAAGGAGGCCGAGCGCAAUGUGCACUUCAAAGCAUUCUUGAACUCUGCGCGGGAUAACAAAAUGUCUCACCGUUUGAGCUGGGAUACUUACUUGAAAGCUCCGAUCACGCGGAUCCAGAGGUACACCCUGUUGUUGGCUACUGUCCACAAAAACAUGCCCAUAGACUCCGAAGAAAAAACCAAUUUGGCACAGGCCAUCGAGGAAAUAAAGGUUGUCGCAUUGGAGUGUGAUAACAAAGUUGGCGAGAUGAGCAAAAAGGUCGACUUGAUGGAGCUCGCAGCUAAGCUGCAGUUGCGGCCAGAGAUGAAGAAAGAAGUGGAACUUAACCUUGAGCACCUGGGCCGUGAAAUCAUCUUCCGAGGUGAUCUCCAACGUCCCGGAACACGAACUCGAUUCCUCGUUGAUACCCAUGCCAUCCUGUUCGAUCACUAUCUCGUUCUUGCCAAGUCAUGCAUUACCCGUGACCCAUCGCGGACAGUCAAAUUCGAACGUUACGAUAUCUCGAAGUUGCCCAUCCCGAUGGAUCUUCUGGCCUUGGAAAGCACCAAUGACGACCCAGUUAUCAAGUCAUCAGUUCGUGGUGUUUCAACGGUGACUCAAGCUCAAGGUGGGGUAAGUCCCUUGACGCAUACCAGUGCCUCCACAAAUGGAACAACCGCAGUUCUGGACUCCAAAGAUGACAAAAUUCUUUACCCGUUCAAGAUCAAGCAUCUUGGAAAAACAGGCACAUACAUCUUGUAUGCCUUCUCCGCACAAAGCCGCAAGGAAUGGUGUGAGAAGAUCAUCGAGGCAAAGACCAAGCACGCUGCGGCUCUAUUCUCACAGAACGCCGAGCCUUUCCGCCUGCGUGUCCUCGCGGACACGGCUUUCGCUUACUCUGACCACUCUGCCGGCUCGAAGAGUGUGACCAUCAAGGGCACUCCGCUGGAUCGCGCUAUCAAGGAAGUGGAAAAGAAGUAUGCAAACUCUGGGCCUCGACCUCCACCGGUCUGCAAAACUGCUGUGAACUGUGCAACGGUCUUCCAGCAGCCUCCAGGGCGUAUGAUGUGUGCAAUUGGAACUGAAUACGGCGUGUACAUGUCUGAUCUGAGCAACCCGCGUGGUUGGUAUCGGGCUAUCCCUAUCAUGCGGGUGACACAGGUUGCCGUAUUUGAAGAGUUCAAUCUCUUCCUACUUAUCGCAGAUCGCUCCUUAAUUGCGUAUCACCUUGACGUGGUGUGCCCUGCUAGUGGGAUAUCUCAAUCACAGGACUCUGCCCGCCGAGCUCCUCAGAAACUUUCCGGAAAUCGCGAAGUAGGCUUUUUCGCUGCCGGACGCAUGAAAGACCGGUACUUGGUAUUGUACAAGAAGCGAGACGGACUUUCUUCUACAUUCAAGGUUCUCGAGCCCAUUCUUCAAAAAUCCUCAUCCAGCAAAACCCGCCUUUUCCAGUCUCGUCGGUCGCAAACAGAAUUCUUCCGUGAGUACGAUGAAUUUUACAUUCCCGCUGAAAGCUACGGCAUCAACAUGUUCCACUCUUCACUUGCCAUCUCCACUCAAAGGGGCAUUGAAGUCCUCACCCUCGACAAAAAGCAGUCUUGGUCCGUCCCCGACUUCCGCUCUGAAUCCCAAGAUGCCCACGAUACUCUGCAUAGCAUUGCCCAUCGCAUCCAAGGCCUUCGCCCGCUCGGUAUGUUCCGUCUCAGCGACAGUGAAUUUAUCGUUGCAUAUCAGGAGUGCGCUGUCUAUGUCAACAAGCACGGCGACGUUUCUCGCAGCGUGGUCAUGGAAUUUGUCGGCAAUGCACACACGGCUUGUCUUCACGGGAAAUUCCUUAUUCUCUUCAAUGAUGACUUUGUCGAGGUUCGCAAUGCGAUGAAUGGCCGUCUCAGACAAGUUAUUCCCGGCCACAAUGUUGUAUGCUUGGACGAUGGUAGCAAACUACCCGGCUCCUUCGGCCAGGCUACACCAUCCAGCAACAUAAGCAGCUUCCCUGGUUCUAAUGGCACAUCAAACGGUGACACGCAGCACACAGUCAAGAUUUGCAUGCAACACCCACAGUACGAGCGUAGCCAGAUCGUCUUGGAGCUGGUCGAAAACGAGGGUUCAAAAGACUAA